Messenger RNA from Phyllotreta striolata, 1596 nucleotides. The record is from the annotation of a GenBank genome assembly. Lineage: Eukaryota; Metazoa; Arthropoda; Insecta; Coleoptera; Chrysomelidae.
AUGGAAGAUAAUAGAAAUAAUUUAGAAACGAAGCCACUGAAGUUCCCAUCCGACAAACUGAAAAUCGCCGACGAAAACCGCAAUGUGAAGAGAUCCCAAAAAGCGUCGGAGACGAGCGAAUUCGAAGCACCAGACGGCGGAUACGGCUGGGUCAUCGUCGCGGCGUCCUUCCUCGCCAUCAUGGUGGUCGACGGCGUCAUAAAUUCAUUCGGCAUAUUCCUCUCGUACCUGAAACAGGAAUUCGACUCCACCGACGGCAUCAUCGCUUGGGUGGGCUCCAUAUUGGCCGGCGUUACCCUGCUGGUGGGACCUCUGGCCAGCGCCCUCACCAACAAAUACGGUUGCAGAGCCACUUGCAUUAUCGGUAGCUUGUUGACAACAGCUGCGCUAUGCUUAUCAGUUUUCUGUACAAAUGUGAUAUCACUGAUGUCGACCUAUUUCAUAGCCGGUAUCGGCUUGGGGUUGAUACAACUACCAGCUAUAGUUUUCGUGGGGUACUACUUCGAAUCCAAAAGAGCUCUAGCGACAGGUAUCAGCAUGAGCGGCUCGGGAUUCGGCACGUUCGUUUUCCCGCCGAUAAUCGCCUACAUCCUUCGCACGAGCGAUUGGAAGAUGGCGAACGCGUACUUGGCGGCGUGCGCGCUGUGCUGCACCGUAUUCGGGGCGCUGAUGAAGCCGCUGAAGCUGAAGGCUCCGCCGCCGGAGACGGAGUACCAUCAGGUUCGGCUGACGAAGAACGAAGAGAGCAAAAGCGCGGUCGAUGUGUCGAUUGUCACGCCGAAGAAGCAGAGGAAGCCGGUGGAGAAUUUGGGACAAGCGAGGAAUCGGAGCCAGUCCAACGUCACCGAGUAUUUCGCGUUUAAGCGGCAUUAUUUUUUGACUAGGAAAGAGAUUUUUUAUACGAGUUCGGUGCAGCUCAACGUUCCUAUACCUAGGGAAAAAACUACAAGUUUUAAAUCUAUAUUAGAUUUGACUUUACUGAAGGACAGGAUAUUUCUAUUGUUCUGCAUAUUAAACAUAUUGUCGAUGAUAUCGUUGUACAUUCCUCUCGUUUAUAUUGUGGAUUACGCUAAAAGUAAUGUAGGUAACUCAAAUUUUGUAAACAGUAUUGAAGACGGCAAGGCAUCAUUCCUAAUUUCCAUUAUAGGAAUCGUUAAUAUAGUAGCUAGAAUCGUUUUCGGAUACAUCGUGAAUUUCCCAACAGUUUCUUCGCUUACGGUUAAUAAUAUUUGUCUGUUUAUCGGAGCAGCCGCCAUCACUCUGCUGCCCUAUUGCCAAACUUUCAUAACGUGCGUUUUUGCUUCAGUUUUCUUCGGUCUUUCAAUAGCUGCGUAUUCCUCAUUGAGCUUGAUAAUUUUGAUAGACCUGGUCGGCAUGGGUCAAGUGACAAAUUGCUUCGGGAUCACCCAGUUGUUCAGAGGGGUUUCAACGUUGAUCGGUACACCGUUGGGAGGCGUGAUGUUGAAUUGGGCGCACUCGUACAGCGUUCCAUUUUUCGUUUCAGGUGGAUUGUUCUUUCUGUCGGCGCUAUUCGGUAUUAUUGUGCAACAUUUACACAACAAAUCUUCUGAUACGGUUAAUGUAGGAAGUGUUUAG